GAGUGAAAGAAGAGAAGAGAGGAGAAGAGAUAGCUCGGGAAAGGGCGAGGGGAAGUGCGUUUAUCGCUAUCGCCGACACAAAGCCCUUGGAAAAACGGAGCGGCGUUCACCACUUUACCAAAAACUACUGGCUCUGACUUACCUUUAUCGACGCCUUUGGAAGUUGAGAAUACACUGAGCCAAUCAAGAACCGCUGGAGCAGCUUGUUGGACCUAGACUCUGCAGGAAGGUAGAUCUCCAGGACCAGGGUCGGUGACCACUGGCCUAGACAUUGUCCACGAUGUGUUCUCAGUCCAGACUAUAACCCGAGCUUUCUGAACUUCGUCUCUUCGACUUUCUCCAACUGCCACAUCAUAUCAGCAGCAAUGGCCCAGGAGACCAAUCAGAGUCCAGUACCCAUCCUGUGCACCACAGGCUGCGGUUUCUACGGCAACCCCAGGACGAACGGGAUGUGCUCUGUCUGCUAUAAGGAGCACCUGAGCAGACAGCAAAGCAGUGACCGCAGUCCUGUGAGCCCUCUGGCAGGCAGUCCCUCGUCGGAGGCCACAGCAAUCCAGAGACUAGAAGCCAGCCUAAACAAAACAGAGCCAUCAUCUGCAGCCAACAUAGAGUCCAUGAGAGAAAACAUGCCUGCGGCCUCCUUGCCUGUAACGCAACAGAUGACGGAGAUGAGCAUCUCCAGAGAAGAGAAGAACCCGUCUCCCAAACCGGACACUGUGGAACCAGUCGUGACCCAGCCCACUUCCUCCUACUCGCCGGUGGCCGGGGCUCAGGCCAGCGACGAGGGAAAGAGUCCAGACGCCUCCAAGCCCAAAAAGAACCGCUGCUUCACCUGCCGCAAGAGGGUGGGGUUGACAGGUUUUGACUGCAGAUGCGGCAACCUCUUCUGCGGGAUCCAUCGGUACUCGGACAAACACAACUGCACGUACGACUACAAAGCGGAGGCGGCCGCCAAGAUCCGCAAGGAAAACCCCGUGGUGGUGGCGGACAAAAUCCAGAGAAUAUAAGCGUUGGUCAUCUUCAUCGCAUGGAGGGAGGGAGAGCUGCUUAGAAGAGGAAGCGAGCGGAGAAAAGAACGCGGCUACGUGCUUAAUGGACUUUUUCUAUCACAACCUUGAGAAAGAAGGGGGCGGGGGGCAACUGUCCUGUGUGAGGAUGAUGCAUGAAUGAACUUCUGUCUUAUUAAUGUUUCUUUCCUUUUGCGCUCUCUCAUCUGCUGCGGAGUGUGUGCUGGUUCCUCUCCAUGUUUUUUUUUUUUUUUUUCCUCGUCUUUCCUAAAGCGUAGAUCAGGACACCUUUCAGGAAAUCGUACCUUUUUUGUUUUUCCCCUCAUUGCCUCUAUGGCGGACGCUUUGUGCCAAAUUGUGGCCAUGUACUGUCGUGUUGCGUGGAUGUGAACAGGCGGUUGUUGUCAAAUGCGUAUACUUUCGAAAAAGGGGGCGUGUCCCAGAAGGUCCAUGUUUGUGGAUCUUUUGGAUCUACGUUUGGAUCUAUAGGCUAUUACAUAUAUAUAAAUGAUUUUUUUUCCCUUGGUGUUCCACUCAAGUGUGCUAUUAAAAAAAAAAAAAAAAAAAAAAA
Messenger RNA from Pygocentrus nattereri (red-bellied piranha), 1578 nucleotides. It is a transcript of the gene zfand5a, whose product is annotated as zinc finger, AN1-type domain 5a. NCBI's taxonomy places the organism in Eukaryota, Metazoa, Chordata, Actinopteri, Characiformes, Serrasalmidae. The record is from RefSeq and is a predicted model, not a curated record. The transcript has 6 exons. Gene Ontology annotation, molecular function: DNA binding; zinc ion binding. The coding region runs from base 366 to 1007 and encodes 213 amino acids.